Messenger RNA from Camelina sativa (false flax), 1144 nucleotides. RefSeq names its product plasmodesmata-located protein 1. The record is from RefSeq and is a predicted model, not a curated record. Gene Ontology annotation, biological process: plasmodesmata-mediated intercellular transport; transport of virus in multicellular host. Lineage: Eukaryota; Viridiplantae; Streptophyta; Magnoliopsida; Brassicales; Brassicaceae. Gene Ontology annotation, cellular component: plasmodesma.
AGACAAAAAUAAAACAAAAACGGCAAAACAUUUUAUAAUUUCUAGACACAUAAUAAAAACACAAACUUUAUGCAGAAACUACUAAUCAAGAAUCAUAAAAUUCUGAAACCUCUCUCUGUUUCUGUCUCUCUCAGUUAUGAAACUAAUAAUACAUCAAGUCUUCAUCUUUUGGUUCUUCUUACCAUUCUUUGCAAUCUCCAGUGAUCAUGGUGAUUAUAAAAAUCUCAUCUUUAAAGGUUGCGCGAACCAGAGGUAUCCAGACCCAACUGGUGUAUUCUCUCAGAAUCUCAAAAGCUUGUUCGCUUCUUUAGUUUCUCAGUCAGCACAGAGCUCUUUUGCGUCCACAACCUCCGGAACUGAUAACGCCACCGCCGUGAUCGAUGUUUUUCAGUGCCGCGGCGAUCUCCACGCUCCUCAGUGCUCAGAUUGCGUAUCUAAAAUCCCUAAACUCGUAUCUAAACUCUGCGGCGGCGGCGGAGACGACGGUAAUGUGGUGGUGGCUGCUCGUGUUCAGCUCGCCGGGUGUUAUAUCCGGUACGAAAUCUCGGGGUUCCGACAGACUUCCGGUACUGAGAUGCUGUUCCGUCUCUGCGGGAAAAAACAGAGCAGUGAUCCUGGGUUCUCCGGGAAGAGAGAUACGGCGUUUGGUAUGGCGGAGAACGGUGUGAAAACCGGUGGGAUCAGCGGUAGCGGUGGCGGCAGCGGAGGAGGGUUUUACGCGGGGCAGUAUGAGUCGGUGUACGUGUUGGGACAGUGUGAGGGUAGUUUGGGAAAUUCAGAUUGUGGUGAAUGCGUGAAAGAUGGAUUUGAGAAAGCAAAAAGCGAGUGUGGCAAUUCGAACUCGGGACAAGUUUAUCUUCACAAGUGCUUCGUUAGCUAUAGUUACUACUCUCAGGGUCAGGGUGUUCCAAACAUAGAACCACUCUCAGGUGGAGAGAAGAGACAACACACAGAAAGGACGAUAGCUUUGGCGGUGGGAGGAGUUUUUGUUUUAGGGUUUAUCAUUGUUUGUUUGUUGGUUUUGAGAUCUGCCAUGAAGAAGAAGACUAGUAAAUAUGAUGCUUACUGAUUUUUCUUUUACUCAUCUACCCCAAAACAUUCAACAAAAUUUUAUAAGGUUACUUAGAAAAAUGAUUAGUAGCUU